AUGGUUACGUUAAAACGUCCUCCAUGUGGACCAUGUCCCUAAGUUUCACAAGAAGUGUAAUUUCAAGUAAAUUAAAAAUCAUUUAAAUUUUAUAUUUAUAUACUAUUUACACACUAUUUUUCUCCUCUAAUAAUACUUUAAAAUAUUAGGAUUAAAAUUAGAUUUUUAUUUAAUUUUUUGCAUUGGAAAAUUUAAAACACACUUUGUGAAACAAAUAAAAUCUUAAGAAAAUGACACAUUUUAUGUAAAGGAGAAAGUAAAAGAUAAACCGGCUCACACCAAUUUUGUUCAUAGAUGAUCUCAAACCGUUGGUUUAUUUUCCGGUUUUGGUUAACUAUAUGGAUCGAAGAACUACUAAACCGGCUCACACCAAUUUAGUUCAAAGAUGGUGACAACACCAAGGAAACAGAAAGACAGACAAAAAGAGCAAUGAUACUUUCAUUGGCGGUUCACGCAAUUGUCCACUUACACUCUUUAGCAAAAGUUAAAAAUCUGAAACAGUGAUUCCAAAUAUUCUUCUUUCUACAAAUAGAUACGAAAAGGGAAAAACAAGGAAGAUAAUAAAUGUAAAGCAAAAGAGUGAUACUUACACUAAAACUACAUUUCAGAGACAGUAAUGUUUUUUUUUAAGAAAAAGAUGUAAAGUGAUUUAAAGAGACAAAAGCUUGUUUAAGAAAACAAAACAUGGAAAAGAACACAAAGCUUGUGUCUGGCUCUACUAUCAAAAAGAUGGUCAUAUUAGUUUCCAAUUGGUAAAACUUAUCUCCUAAUUAUUGGACAAUUUAAAUCAAUUGUGAAUGAUUAGUAACCAAAUAAUUUACUUAUGAUUAUGCAAAAAAAAAAACACAAGAAGAUUAAUGGUCAAAACAAACUAUAAAACAACAAAGAGAAUAACUUGCAAGAGCCAAUAAAUCCAGCUCAUGAUAAUAAAUUAUCAAAAUUAAUCAGAUAAGGCCAUAAGGGUGAGCUUAAGUUUACUCUCUGCCUCUUUGAUUGAUAGGCGGGCGGUUCUGGCCGGGCUUUCCUGAGGUAAUCAAUUGAUUAAAAUAAAAUACUUAUAUAAAAAAAAAAGCUGUUAGAACGAAGUGCAGGAGGCGGUGCCUUUCAGAGCUCAGAAAUCUAUAAGAACUGUCCCCAAAACAAAAGGAUUAAAAAAAAACAUAUUUAAUCUGUUCUUCUCUCUCACUGAUAUAUUAAAAAAAAAUCGGAACGAGAGAGAGAGAGAGAGAGAGAGAGAGAGAGAGAGAGAAUCUCUAAUGAUCGUUGCGGUGGUGAUGGAGAUGAUGUGAUUACAAUUUUUUUAAAAAAAUCACACAACAAAACAUGUUGUCAUUUUGAUUUCGAUCUUAUUAGAAAUAAAUCUCCAAACCAGAGUUCUAAUCUCAUCAAAAGGAGAGAAGACUUUUGUUUUGUUUUUUUUUUUGCAAAUCUCCUCUCUGGCGAAAGAAGUAAACAGCGCCGCACGCACGUAAAAUAGAGCCAUUCCAAUGGCAUUCCAGCGGCGGCGAAACAGUUACUACAACCGUCUCCGUCGACUCCUCCCUCUGAUAUGCGCCUUCUCCGGAGCUCUUCUGAUCCUCUUCGCUCUCCUCUCCGUUUUCUCCCCUCCUCCUGAUGUCUCUGAUCGCCGCAUUUCCAAGCAGAUUAACUAUGGAGGCAAUGAUCAGAAGAAGAGCAUACCAGUUGUUUUUAGAGUUCCGACAAGUGGAGGGAGAUCAGAUCGUGAUAUCUGGCGUUCAUGGAAUGCUGACCUCUUUUACGGUUGCUGUAAUGCUAGCACCAAGUUCCCAAAUGCUAAAUCAAUUACUAGAAGUGAUCGAUACUUGGCAAUCGCCACUAGUGGUGGUUUAAACCAACAACGAACUGGUAUCGUAGAUGCUGUUGUUGCUGCUCGAAUACUAAACGCUACCCUUGUUAUUCCUAAGUUAGACCAGAAAUCCUACUGGAAAGAUGCCAGUGACUUCUCCCACAUCUUCCAAGUUGAUUGGUUUAUAUCAUUUCUCUCAAAAGACGUCAAAAUCAUUGAGCAGCUUCCACCUAAAGGAGGACAAACCUGGACUCCCAGCAGAAUGCGUGUGCCUAGAAAAUGCAACGAGAAAUGUUACAUCAAUCGAGUACUACCUGUUCUUCAGAAAAGGCAUGCGGUUCAGCUGAAUAAAUUUGACUACAGACUUUCAAACAAGCUGAGAGAUGAUUUGCAGAAGCUGAGGUGUAGAGUAAACUACCACGCGCUCAAGUUCACCGACCCCAUCCUCAAAAUGGGCAACGAACUGGUCAGAAGAAUGCGGUUAAGGAGCAAACACUACAUUGCUUUGCACCUUAGGUUUGAGCCAGACAUGCUCGCCUUCUCCGGAUGUUACUACGGUGGUGGUGACAAGGAGAAGAAAGAGUUGGGAUCAAUCAGAAGGAGAUGGAAAACUUUACAUGUGAAUAACCCGGAAAAGCAGAGGAGACAAGGAAGGUGUCCGUUGACACCAGAAGAAGUCGGUUUAAUGCUCAGAGCUUUGGGGUAUGGAAGUGAUGUUCAUAUAUAUGUUGCGUCAGGUGAAGUCUACGGAGGAGAAGAGUCGUUAGCUCCGUUGAAAGCGCUCUUCCCACAUUUCUAUUCUAAAGACACUAUAGCUACCAAAGAGGAGUUAGAACCGUUUGCUUCCUACUCUUCACGGAUGGCUGCGUUGGACUUCCUCGUGUGCGAUGAAAGCGAUGUUUUCGUUACAAACAAUAACGGAAACAUGGCGAGAAUAUUAGCUGGUCGAAGGAGAUAUUUUGGACAUAAACCGACGAUAAGACCGAAUGCGAAGAAGCUGUACAAGUUGUUUCUAAGCAAAGAGAACACAACUUGGGAGGAGUUUGGUUCGAGAGUCAGAACGUUUCAGAAAGGAUUCAUGGGAGAGCCCAAGGAAGUAAGAGCCGGUAGAGGCGAGUUUCAUGAGAAUCCUUCCACUUGUAUAUGCGAAGAUACCAUUACCGAUGGUAAGUCAAAAGAGGGAGGAGGUAUGGAUUCAAGAAAACUCGGUAAGAAAAACAAAGUGAGUAAUGGUGAGCAGAAGGAAGAUGAAGAUGCAGAGUGGUCGUCUGAUUAUGAGGAAGACCAAACUGAUUUGCAUGACAGAGGGUUGUUUAAUGGUACGAGGUUAGAUUAUGAGGAUAUCUCUUCUGAUGACCCUGAGCUCGAAGAAAUGCUGUCAGAUUGAUUCUUUUUUUCAAAAGACUUCCAAUUUUACAACCUUUUUGUUGUGGUCAUAUUUGCUUCUUCAUCAAUUUCUUUAUGUACAUAGGAAUCCAAUCCGAGGAAGAAUGACCUUUUCUUUUUUUGUUUUCAUUUCUUUUCUUUUACUUU
Molecule: messenger RNA, 3340 nt
Organism: Raphanus sativus (radish)
Lineage: Eukaryota; Viridiplantae; Streptophyta; Magnoliopsida; Brassicales; Brassicaceae
Product: O-fucosyltransferase 6
Exons: 9
Coding region: 1488-3194 (568 amino acids)
Source: RefSeq, a predicted model, not a curated record